GGGUUGGGGACAAAUAUUCAGGGACGAGCCAUUAUUUGGGACUCAGACACCCUAAAAGAGGUUUUGAAUGAAGGCUAACCCCAUGGGGGAGGACUUGUGGAGAAGGGAGCGGGAGUUGGGGCAUCUCUUGGGCUUGGAUUGGGUUUGGCAUGAGCCGCAGAAGAUCUCUGUCCCUUCCCCGGACGCCCCACUCCUUUCUCCGGUACCUGCAGCCGCCACCACUUUUCGAAGGUAAAUACCUCGUGGUAAGGGGUGGUGGCGUCGUGACGUCAGGGCUGCCCGAGCCCACCGCCCGCCCGGAGGCCCGCCGCUCAGGCCACGCCUCCUCAGGCCACGCCCCCGGGAGAGCCACGCUCCCGCCCGCUGCCCUGGGGGCGGUGCCCACACCACGCGUGGCGGGGCGCAGGCCUAGCGACCCUGCGGGCGGACUCGCGGGAUGCCAUGGGGUCGAAGUCCGGGCCGGGGAAGGGAGGACAUCCUUGAGCAGGUGGCCGCGAGCGGAGCGCCAUCAUUACAUAGGAGAUGGCAACGAGGGCAGCGUCUUCGGAAGUUGUCCCUGCGAUAAGAAGAUCCUUUCUGCCCCUCGACCAGAGUUAAUGGAUCAUAUCCGAAAAUACCUGAAAGCCUACAAUCACUGUCCAUCCUAUGUCAGGUUCCACCUCCAUUCCCAGAAAGUUUGUGGAGGCAGCAAAGAGCCCUGGGUUCAAGAAUUGAUGAGCUGCUUAGAUCGCAAAGAAUGUGGAAGUGCUCAUAAGAAGAGGCUGACUGACCAGAAGCAUCUGCCUCCCACCAGCACCCCAAUUCCUGAGCCCACAGAGGCAGCAUCUCCAGAUAAGAGCACUCUUGCCCAGACUCAGCAUACUCAGCAGUCUACCCUCCCACCAGGGCCGCUGCCCUUAGACAACCAGUUCACCCUCCUCUGUGAAACCACUACUCCCACUUCCACCUAUAGUCUGGGAGCUAGGCCUGAGGCUGUAGGGAACCAUAAGCAGCAGGAAGAAAAGGGAGCUGCUACAGCUGGCACAUCAGCUGUGGUGCCAGUGCUGUCUCUUCUGGCCAUCGCCUUCAUCCUCACCGGAGUCCUCCUCUUUGUGCUAUGCAAGAGGAGGAAGCAGUCAAAAGAGUACUCCUCAGAUUUGCAGCUUCAGUAUACACUUGUGACACCAAACUCCAACACACCUGAGCCACGGAUGGAAGCCUAAGAGCGUAUGGACUGAGCUGCUGUGGAAGUUGUGCUUGCCCGUGAUCUACCACUGAAGUGUACUUAGGAUCUCACUAUGUAGCACAGGCUA
Perognathus longimembris pacificus (Pacific pocket mouse) is the source of this 1292-nucleotide messenger RNA. It is a transcript of the gene Cxcl16, whose product is annotated as C-X-C motif chemokine ligand 16. Gene Ontology annotation, molecular function: scavenger receptor activity; chemokine activity; low-density lipoprotein particle receptor activity. The record is from RefSeq and is a predicted model, not a curated record. NCBI's taxonomy places the organism in Eukaryota, Metazoa, Chordata, Mammalia, Rodentia, Heteromyidae. Gene Ontology annotation, cellular component: extracellular region. Gene Ontology annotation, biological process: response to type II interferon; positive regulation of cell growth; receptor-mediated endocytosis. The coding region runs from base 150 to 1202 and encodes 350 amino acids. The transcript has 5 exons.